CAGAGCCACAGGGCCAGCAAACGUAGGAAGAAGAUAUCGCACUUUUGAACUAUUUACAACUUACCAACUUUUCCAUCAAUUGGAACCAUCAUCUUCCAUCAAUUGGAACCAUCUUCUAUCAUCUAUAUAGCCUCGGGACGGGGAGAAGAAGGAGCAUUUGAAUUCGGUAACGAUCUCAUCACUACAUCGCCAUUCCUAUUAAUACCGUUUCCAUCACCAUCUUCCAUUUCCAGUUCCCUCGCCAUUGCCAUUGCCAUUGCCAUUGCCAUCAAACACUUACUCACUAUUAUUAAUUAAAGCGCCCAUAAUGGCAUCUAGCACCUGCGCCCUCCCUGUUACCCUUCCCAUACGUACCAAAAGGGUCGUCAGCACCGGCGAAAAAGGCAACAUCGGCAGUAGUAGGGGCAGGAUCAUCCGACUCGCUACCGUCUUCCACCCGCAGAACGACCGCCUCUCCCCGGAAGCCCACUUCCCCGUGAGCAGGGUCCAAAGGGCCUCGGGCCCCCGCCUCGUCAACCGCUUCAACCGCUGUGAAAUGAUGCUGGUCAUCGCCGGGUCGUGCCUCCGCAACGGCGGGUACGCGCCCGUGGGCGGGUGCGCGUUCGUCUUUGGUGGUGGUGACGAUGAUGAUGAUGAUGAUGAUGAUGCCGGUCGUGACCGCGAUGAGAGCCGGAAAACGGACGGCCACGCCGUCGGUGUCGGGGCGGUGGCGUUCCGGCUCGAGAGCCGCGACGCCGAUCCGCCCUCGUCCCCCGAGGAUACGUGCAACCGGGCCAAGCUGAGCGCGGCGAUUGCGGCGCUGCGGAUCCGGGACUGGGCCGGCGAGGGCUGGCGGCGGGUCGUCGUCGUGACGGACCUGGAGUAUCUCGCCAAGGGCGCGACCGAGUGGUUGCCGAACUGGGUGCGGAGUAAUUGGCGGAAGCCGCCCGGGGCCAAACCCGGAAAGAAGGGAGGCAGAGAUGACGAGCGGAGGUGCUACCUGAACCGCGACCUGUGGGAGGAGCUGCAGGCCAGAAUAGAGGAGCUGAUGGCGGCGGGGUGUGAGGUGUCGUUCUGGCAGGUGAAUGGGGAGGAGUACGAUAGGAACGACCAAGGGGUUCUUGCGCGAGCGAAAAGGGCGGCGCAAACGGCUAUGAGGGGCUCAUGAGGGGACACACACACACACACAAAAAAAAAGAAGGCUCGGGCACACUCAUGUUCUGUUUUUU
This is a messenger RNA of Thermothelomyces thermophilus ATCC 42464, 1208 nucleotides long. RefSeq lists its product as uncharacterized. The transcript has a single exon. The record is from RefSeq and is a predicted model, not a curated record. Gene Ontology annotation, molecular function: nucleic acid binding; RNA-DNA hybrid ribonuclease activity. NCBI's taxonomy places the organism in Eukaryota, Fungi, Ascomycota, Sordariomycetes, Sordariales, Chaetomiaceae. The coding region runs from base 308 to 1147 and encodes 279 amino acids.